Molecule: messenger RNA, 753 nt
Organism: Colletotrichum orchidophilum
Lineage: Eukaryota; Fungi; Ascomycota; Sordariomycetes; Glomerellales; Glomerellaceae
Exons: 1
Coding region: 1-753 (250 amino acids)
Source: RefSeq, a predicted model, not a curated record
AUGGACUCCGACUUCUUCAUGGAGUCCAUACUGGCCCAUCUUUCACGGCCCAGACGCUCUCUCACACCCCUCCCCCCGGAACGGACGUCGGAUGGGAUGCCCACUAGGGGUGGCUCCUCCAAGGCGAGGCACAGAAGGCCCGAGGGGAUCCCAACAUUCGAUGUCGAGCACAUUCACAACCCAGCAUCUGGCGACGAGAUAUGCAAGGUGGUUCGAUUUCGAGAGAAAACACUUGAUUCUGUCACUCGAUUUAGGCAAGUUUGUUUCCUCGCGCCGGACGGAAUACCUUGUCGAAUACCCAAAGAAGGAUCUGCGUGGCUGCUAAGAGUGUUCUGGGACGACAUCUUGGGAAAAGUUGACAGACGGGAGAUGAUCUCUCUGGCGCCGAGCUAUCUCACAAGUCACAACUGGGUGCUCUGUAUGCCUCUAAAAGGCAGUGUGCUGUACUCACUUCGUACAGAAGUAGGUACACGUUUUGUCACCGAGGCAGAUCCUAUCAUGGCCAAGAUCGGUUGCACAAUUCUUCUCUCUCCCAAACCCAGGUUGGGCGUGCGAAAUCCGACCCAGAGACACCGGAAUUAUGUUGCAUCGAGACACACGCCCCCUUCAUCCACCGAACUGCCCAAGCCACUUGUUCCGGGCCCUCUCCUCUUUGCACCCCCUCAAGUGUCGACAGCAAGAAUACCCCCCUCCCCGUCCCUGGAUCCCCCUGCGACUCGCAGCUGGACGAGCACCGGAGCACAGGCAUCCUAA